AUGUCUGUGGAAUCGUUCACAAUCGAGGCAUGGACCUACUUGGUCAUUGACAUCGUUGUGGUCGCAGUCCGCACCCUCGCGCGGUGGCGCCAGAUGGGGAUCCGCGGCCUGGCGCCCGACGAUUUCCUCAUGAUUAUCGCCAUUCUCCUAUACACGGCCGAAACGGCAACCGCACACUACGUCGGCGCAUACUGGCAUGGCCUGGCCAACAGCGGGUAUGUCUCCCUGGGCCCCCUGAGCGAGGAAUACCACCUGCGCGUCAAGGGUUCUCAGACGCAGCUGUUCGGUUGGCUCGUCUACACCUGUCUCCUCUGGACCCUUAAGACGGCCUGGCUCUUCUUCUUCAAGCGACUCGGCGACGGUGUGGGCAACAUGUCCCUCAAGAUCAACAUCGGCUUCGUCCUUGUCUUUGUCACCUUCUUUGGCACAUUUUUCGCCAUCCUCUUUGGCUGCUACCCGGUGGAGAAGCACUGGCAGAUCUAUCCCGACCCAGGCAACUUUUGCUACCCUGCAGUGUCCCGGCUGCAGGCGAUUGUGCUAAUCACAACCAACCUGACGACCGACUUUUACAUCAUCUCGAUCCCGAUGCCGAUGGUGUGGAGCGCGCGCAUCUCGACGCCCAAGAAGAUGGGGCUAUGCAUCAUGUUCUGCGGCGGUCUCAUCACGGCCGUCUUCGGCGGCCUGCGGUGCGGCUACGUGCUCGCCGACACGGUCGACGGCCCCCAGCAGGCGGGCGAGUGGUCCUGCCGCGAGUCCUUCGUCGCCGUCUUCGUCACCAACUUCCCCGUCAUCUUCCCCAUCGUCCACCGCGCCCUGCGCGCCCACGGAGGCACCCUGUUCGGCGCCAGCUCCUCCGGCAAGAACACCGGAGGGACCCCCGGCACCGGCACCAAGAACAGCUCCGGCUUCAAGCUGACCACCAUCUCGCGCCGCAACCAGAAGCGCAACUUCAAGCACCCGCUCUCCCUGCCCGCCGACACUGUGUACACCCGCUUCGGUGCCGCCGGGUACGACGGCAAGUCCAUCGUCCCGUCCAUUCCCGAGGAGGACAUUAAGGUGACGACUGAGUGGCAGGUGCACAGCCAGCGGAUGGACGCCGAAACCGCCGCCCGCGAGAAGCGCAACGUUGAGAUGGGCUUCCACGCCUCGUGA
Molecule: messenger RNA, 1152 nt
Organism: Thermothelomyces thermophilus ATCC 42464
Lineage: Eukaryota; Fungi; Ascomycota; Sordariomycetes; Sordariales; Chaetomiaceae
Exons: 5
Coding region: 1-1152 (383 amino acids)
Source: RefSeq, a predicted model, not a curated record